Messenger RNA from Penicillium cataractarum, 4371 nucleotides. RefSeq lists its product as uncharacterized. The record is from RefSeq and is a predicted model, not a curated record. The transcript is spliced from 2 exons. Gene Ontology annotation, molecular function: nucleic acid binding. Bases 1 to 4371 code for a protein of 1456 amino acids. NCBI's taxonomy places the organism in Eukaryota, Fungi, Ascomycota, Eurotiomycetes, Eurotiales, Aspergillaceae. Gene Ontology annotation, biological process: DNA integration.
AUGGAGUCAACAGUGAUCUCCGCCAUGAAGGGCGAAAAGCUGAAAGACCCUCUGCAAUGGAGGAACUGGUUCGCACGAAUUAAGCUGUACGCACGCCAGAAGAGGGUGUGGGACCUCAUUGACCCCCAUACCGAAGAAGGUUACCUCGAGGAACCAAUACGCAAGCCUCGAAGACCUCAAUACCCAGAAGAUGGCAACGAAUCAGCGAAGAGAGAGUGGAGAGACCGCAUGGAUAUCUAUAAGCUCGAUUUGAACGAAUGGGAACAACAGAAUAAGAGCCUAGACGCUAUUAACGAGUGGAUCAUCUCCAAUUUGGAUGCAAUUCACCAUACUUCCAUGUUGAACUACCAAACCCCAUACGAAAGACUUGUGUAUCUCCAUACUCGAUUCGGUAGAGCGACAGCCGCAGAAGAAGACGUGCGUACGCAGUGGAAGCGAGUGUCUGCAUUACCACCAAAGAAAGGUGCAGAUAUCGACCAGUGGAUUAACGAAUGGGAUUCACUAAGAGAGCAGGGUGUCAGCCUAGACCUGCCAGAGAUAAAAAACGCUAACAAGGACUUCCUUCGUGCGGUCAAGGAUCUGCUUCCUAUGUGGUGGCAAUCCAAAUUCGAGGCAAUUGUAUUGCAUCAAGAAGAGUGGGAUACUCGCGAUUUGAUCGAAAACUUCAGAGGAACCUAUCGUGAGAUACACCCACAGAGAUCUACCGUUAGUACGAUCUCAAAAGCUUCUUUCUCAACUCUGCAAGGAUUCGAAGAAGCAAAGCAAGAAGAUCAACAGCAAGCGCAACCGCUACAACCGCAGCAACCACGAUUCUUACCACCGAUUCCAAAGCGCUGGUGCCCAUGCGGUAAUAAGGUCCAUAAGCCAUGGGACUGCUGGGUCAUCAACCGAGAGGCUUUCCCAGACAAACCUGCACUGAGAUGGAAGGUCAAACGUGUCGAGGAACGUCUUUCGAAAGAUGAAGCGUGGAAGACCUGGAUAGAGAAGAUGGUCAAGGACCAUAACGAGAAGAACGGGGUUAACGAUACCACUAAAAUGGCCAAUUCAACGCAGCUCUGGGGCUCGUACUUUACCAGCUUUCCAAUUAAGCAGGUGUACCAAAGCGUGAAAGCAGCAGGAGAAGACGAUACUCGCAAGCGAUGGUUCUUGGACACCGCAUCAUCAGUACAUAUAUGCAACCAGAGGGACCUAUUCACUAAGCUCACACCGAAGCAAGAUGGCUUGAAGACCGGUGACUCGUAUACCGCUGUUGAAGGAAUUGGAAGUGCCAUAAUGACAGGCGUGGGGCCUGAUGGCUCUACCAGACCAAUCCAACUAAGCAAUGUGCUAUAUUCACCUGAUUUCCAUGCGAAUUUGAUGUCUUAUGCAGGCCUAAAGAAGAAGGGUCUGAAAUGGGAUGAGGACAACGAAUGCAUUAAGGAUUCCAAUGGUGAACCCGUCAUCAAUGUGCGCCUAAACGAAGCGUUAGAUAUAUGGGCAUUCGAUCAACCGAAGGAGCAAAUCUUACCAGAAGACCUUGCCCAUGCACAUGCACAUGCGGUACGCACAUCGGAGAAACCACUGGUUGCAGAAGCUUCAGUAGACCGCUGGCACCGACGAUUAGCCCACGUAUCCAAGCGUGUGGUCAAGAAGGCCGCCGAGAUAGUGGAUGGCAUCAAAAUCAACGAGGAUCUGCCAGAUUCGACAUCGGAGGAAGAAGAAAGGGAACUCUGUCAGAUAUGCAAUCUUGCAAGCGCACCACGCCAGAUCUCAAGACGACCCAUCGGUCGUAGUUUCGGGAGAUACGGUCGAAUCCACUUCGAUCUAGUGCAGUUUCCCCCUGGGUACAAUAACCACCAAUGGAUGACCCAUUUCUAUGUUGAAGGCAUCAGAUUUCACUGGUUAUAUACACACCAAUUCAAAUGGGAGUGUAGGGAUGCAGUCAGAAACUUCAUUGCCCUAGUCAAGAACUGGUGGAACCUACCAAUCAGAGCGUUUCAAUAUGACAACGAGCUAUCCGCAGGAGCAGAAACCGAAAGCUUCCUAAGCAAUAUCGGCAUCGUCGUCUCACACAGUAUCCCAUACCACCCUGAGCAGAACGGUUCUGCAGAACGAUCGGGAAGUGUCAUCCUGACGAUGGCUAGGCACCUACAAAUAGAGAGCCAGUUACCACAGAAGCUAUGGCCAGAGAUGGUUAGCACUGCAGUAUGGAUUUUGAAUCGAAUCCCUACACACCUGAAAGAGGAGAAUCACUGGAUUGUGCCGUGGAAUGAAGCACGAAAGGACUUCGGCGGCGAGAGGAUGAAGAAGGCAAGUCUUGCCAAUCUCCGCGUGUAUGGGUCGUUGACCUACUGCCGAAUCCGCCAUAUACCACGCUUGCAGAAGACCUCUCCCCGUGCAGAGAUUGGGUUCUUGGUAGGAUACGUUGCUUCGAAUAUCUGGAAGGUCUGGUUCCCUGCGAAAGGAAAGGUUGAAAUCGUGCGAGACGCAAGGUUCGAUGAAGCGAGACGAUGGAAACCUGAUAUGCAGUACUGGCAAGAUAUCGAACUGCCUAUACCUGAACCGACGAUUUUGACCGACGAGGAACAUCUGAAUGUCCUACGAGAGGACCUCGGGAUGCCUGCGGAGCUAUCAGCGAACCGAAAUACAGAGGAGGAUCGGCAACAGGAUCAUAACGAAAUCUGUCACGAAGACCAAGCGAUUCAUCAGCGUGUUUGUGAGGUUGAAGAAGAAGAUCCUGACCAAGGAGACCCUGCAGAACCUACCGUUGAGACUACCGCUGAACCUCAGGGGGUGGUUAUACCGAUUACCCCGGAACCUGACAGUAGAGACCAUCUACUGGUAGAUCAUCCUCUGCCGGUGGAGACCCUACCAGGCUCAUUUCCGAUCGAAGAGCCUACGAUUUUACCACUAAGUCCUCCAGGAGACCAAAUCACCACUGUGUCUCCUAGUGCAGCUGGUCAGGGGGUGGACAACCAGCCAAUAUCCCAGGCUACCAACCAGAGAUCCUGUCUCAAUGAAGACCAGCCGCCAGAGCCGGAGAUACCGCCUGAAACUCUCACAGGAGAGGUUACCGAAGAAGAUUCGCUUUCUGAUAGCGAGCAGCAGCUACACACUGAACUACACACACGAAGAAGCGAUGGAAUCGACACUGCCAAUAUCCUCGAGGGCAGCAGAAGAAGAAGACCAAGGGUAGAUCCCGACUACCACGCAUACGCCACUAUCCUAACACCACUGAUCGAAAACGAACCACCUGAACUGCUUCGCACAUUCGCAGCAGCGUUAUACACCGAGAAGCCGAUUCAACGCCACAGAGACGAUCUACCACCAGUACCUAAUGGGUGGAGAGAGAUGAUGAAGCAUCCAAUGGCAGAGGGUUUCCUAGCUGCAUGCGCGAAAGAGAUACGAUCUCUACAAGAGAAAUCAACCUUUACCGUCAUAAACCGACCGAGAGACGUUUCGAAGCAGAUCCUACCACUCCGAUGGGUCUUUGCAUAUAAAUUCGACCAGGACGGUUACCUCCAGAAGCUCAAGGCACGAAUCUGCGUGCGAGGUGACCUCGAGACGAUAUCCCCAGAGGAUAAGAGGGCGGUUACACUCGCAGCAAGGUCUGCGAGGAUGAUCUUCGCACUAAUCGCAGCGUUCAACCUCGAUCUCCGCCAGAGAGAUGCAGUUACAGCGUUCUUAAAUAGUGAACUGCCUACCGAGACCUACACAAGAAUGCCAGAAGGAUUCGAUAGACCAGGGAUGUGUUGGAAGCUACAGCGGGCGCUAUAUGGAUUGCGCAUCUCACCAAAGCUAUGGCAACAAGAAGCAUCUCGAGUACUCGAGAAACUAGGUCUCACACCAAUACCAGAAGACCCCUGUGUCUUCGUCUCACAAGGAAUCAUCGUCUUCUUCUAUGUUGACGAUAUCCUCAUUGCUAAUCACCCAUCAGUGCGCGAGAAAGCUAAGCAGCUAGAAAAGGACCUCGAGGCACACUGGGAGCUCACAGACCAUGGGGAAGCUGAAUGGUUCUUGAACAUUCGAAUCAUCCGCGACCGCAGUGAACAUAAGCUUUGGCUAUGCCAAGAUGCCUAUAUUAGCAGUAUGGCAGCCCGAUACAAUCUGACAGACCGUCCGCCGGUCUAUACACCACUGCCAGUGGAAGAAAUGAAGCCAUACGAUAGCACUGCAACCCCUGCAGAGGUCAAACUAAUCCUGGGCCUCAACAUCAACGUGCAGUGGAUAGGGUCAUCUGCUAUCUCUAUACCACGCGAUACCUCGCUUUGCAAUUCGGUGACAAAGGAGAUAUGGAAUCGAUUGAAUUGGCAAGCGACGCUUCUUUCGCAGAUAACAGAGAUCGCCGAAGCUCUGCAGGUUAUAUCUGCCAGGUUUAUGGUGGACCAGUAG